Cydia amplana is the source of this 1005-nucleotide messenger RNA. Its product is annotated as RNA pseudouridylate synthase domain-containing protein 1-like. The coding region runs from base 102 to 980 and encodes 292 amino acids. The record is from RefSeq and is a predicted model, not a curated record. Gene Ontology annotation, molecular function: RNA binding; pseudouridine synthase activity. Gene Ontology annotation, biological process: enzyme-directed rRNA pseudouridine synthesis. The transcript is spliced from 5 exons. NCBI's taxonomy places the organism in Eukaryota, Metazoa, Arthropoda, Insecta, Lepidoptera, Tortricidae.
AAAAGUAUUAAAUAAAAAUAUUUAAAAAUCGUUUGUUAGCCUACGGUUUUUUUACAUGUAUCAACAAUAAUGAUAACUUAAGCUACAAACAAAUAUCAAACAUGAAGAUGACUGUUCCUAAAUUGUACGAAAGCGAGGAUUAUUUGAUUGUAAAUAAACAGUAUGAUAUGUACAUAAACUCAGAAGAUGAAAACGAAAAGAAUUCAGUAACGUACAACAUCGCCAAACAUGACUCCCAUCAUUCUACAUCCUCAAAUCCAUUGCAUUUUGUUCACCGCCUCGAUUACGCUACCAGUGGUGUAUUAUGCAUAGCAAAAAAUAAACGCGCAUCAGCUAUCGCAGGAAAAUUAUUUGAGAAACGAGAAACUAAGAAAUAUUAUUUAGCGGUUGUUAGAGGGCAUGUUGAAUUUGAAUUAUGUGAUAUUGAGUAUUCUGUUGGUACUGACGCUUUGACAGCAUCAUCAUCGCACAAAAUGGUGGCGGUUAUGUCGCUGCCAGAAACUGCAGUAACUACAACGGUACAUCCACGACCGGCGCAUACUCGUGCCCUUCUCCUAGAAACUGGUUACUACUGCAACGAUCCCGUUAGUGUGAUAUUGUUGAAACCUGUCACUGGUCGUAGGCACCAGCUCCGCGUACACUGUGCUGCCAUUGGGCACACAAUACUUGGUGACUACACCUACAGCAAUGCCGAAGAUUCGGCACCGCAUCGAAUGUUUUUACAUGCCAUGAGGUUGAUCUUGCCUUUACCACAAGAGACAUUCGAUAUUCAAACAUCAGAACCAUUUUUCUCGGAUGAAAGGUUCUCUUCAAAAUAUCGCUCCUUGCGCAAAUUACACACGUUCUGGAGUAAAAAUGAAUUUAUAAAAGUUUGUGACGCUACAGAUCAGCCACUUACGAUAGGUGUAAAAUAUAAAAUAUUUAAGCCACAUACAAAUUACGAAUCUAGCUCGUUUACUGAUAACAAAGAUAAACAUUAGUUAAGCAUUUCACAGCAUUGUCAAA